Molecule: messenger RNA, 2739 nt
Organism: Halichondria panicea
Lineage: Eukaryota; Metazoa; Porifera; Demospongiae; Suberitida; Halichondriidae
Product: U4/U6.U5 tri-snRNP-associated protein 1-like
Exons: 26
Coding region: 161-2587 (808 amino acids)
Biological process (GO): maturation of 5S rRNA; mRNA cis splicing, via spliceosome
Cellular component (GO): U4/U6 x U5 tri-snRNP complex
Source: RefSeq, a predicted model, not a curated record
AGUGCAUACAAGGCGUGAUAACUUAUGCAUGUGCAUGAUAACGAUCUUUACCUAUGAUGUGGAUUAUGGAUUAAAAAUUACGCUGAUAUUAAAGCUUGCUACACAUUAAAUCCGCUGGUUCUGUGAAGCUCAGAAAGUCUGCAAGUUAAGGACGUGGUUCAUGGGUUCGUCCAAAAAGGAACGAGGUUCUGAGAAGAGGGGGAGCCGACACCGUCACCGUGACGACUCGGACGAUGACGAGAGAAAAAGAGGUAGUCGUCGUAGGAACCGUUCUAAGGAGAGAGACAGAUCAAAAAACAGAGAUAGGUCACGCUCACCAAGGGAGAAGAGAGAUAAAAAAAGGGAGAGGUCCAGUUCGCCACAUCGCAGGGAUAAGAGGGAGAGGUCUGGUUCACCGCACCAUAAAGACAGAAAGGAAAGGUCUGGUUCCAAAGACAGAGAAAGUUCAAAGAAAAGACGAGAGGACGACACCAGGGGGCGGUCUAAAUAUGAUGGGCGGAGCUCCAGAGGCGACAAUCAGUCACCACAACAAGAGGAGAGAAAAGCAGAGGAAAUGAGUGCUGAUGUGCCUGCCAGGUCAGGUGACACCUCCUCGCUCAGUAUUGAAGAGACUAACAAACUCAGAGCCAAACUUGGACUAAAGCCGUUACAAGUGGAAGGUGCAGUUGCUCAGAAAACAGAAGAGACAGAAGGAGGAGAUGCCAUUGCCCCUAUGAAAACGGAAGAAUUUCAUGCUCCUCCCACGAACAUCGGUCAUGUGAAGGCUGCUGAAAAGCUCAGAGAGAAAAUGUCGACCAUGAAAGAUACCAGGCAAUUAGCAAAGAAGCUAGGCUCCACACGCACACUGGGGGAGAGUGAUAGUGACGACGGAGAAGACAACACCACCUCGUGGGUUGAGAGGAUGAGGCAGAAGGAGGAUCAAAAAAGAGCAGCAGAUAAAAAGGCUCGCAUGCUUGCCGAAAUGGACGAAGAGUUUGGAAUUGGAGAUUUAGUCAACUCGACCAUAGGGCAGUCCACCAACAGGGCGUAUGCAGCUGCUGAUCUCGCUGGACUCGCUGUAGAGCACUCAACACAGGCCUUCAAGGAGGGCAGGAAUAUAGUGCUAACUCUCAAGGACUCGGGUGUUUUGGAGGAGAUGGAUGAUGUGCUGGUCAACGUGAACAUCGUGGACGCUGAGAAGGCAGCAAAGAACGUUGAGAAUAAAAAGAAGACCAGACAGAAUCCAUACGAUGAAGUGGAAGAAAUGGACGAGUUUGGAAAUGUGAAUCAACCCACACUGUUGAAGAAGUACGACGAAGAAAUAGAAGGAGAGAAGAAAAAAUCGUUUACACUCGGUGUUAGGGGAGAUGUGGACACCAGCGAAGAAGCGAGAUUACAACAAGUUAAAGAUAAACUCCAAGAAAAACAGGUUUCCCUGGAAACAGGCCCCUCCCACAUUGCCAGCGAGUACUAUACGAGUGAAGAGAUGGUUAAGUUUAAAAAACCAAAGAAGAAGCGAAAAGUUCGCAAAAAGUUGAAAGCUGACGAUAUUUUGCCCCUUGGAGAUGUGGGCACUAAGGACCAUGGCUCGAGAAGGGAUCAUGGCAGUAGGACCAGCCAGGAACAAGAAGAAGUCAGUAUGGAUGUCAGUAUGGAUAUUGAUGAGCCAGUGCCCGAGGCUACUACUACUGACUUGAGGGACGACGACACUGGCUCUGUGACAACUGCGCUAGAGAAGACCCGGAGGUUGGUGAAGCGUGGGCGGGGGGAACCCCACGGAGCAGCGAUGGUGGCAAACAUGUUACAGAGCGUUCCACAGAUAAUGGUCAAAGAGGAACCCAGUGAUGAUAUGCCUGAAGGCACUAUAAUACUCAACACCACGUCUGAGUUCUGUAGGCAGGUGGGGGAGGACGAGAAGCCAGAAAAGAGGCGUGUCUCCGUUGCCGAACUGGAGGAUGAGUUUGGUGUUGAGGAGAUUAUGGAACUAGACACUCCACAGUUCAACAGUAGCGAGGGAGGAUGGAGCGAAGUACAGGGCGAUACUGAGAAGAAGCAAGACGCAAAGUUUGAUGAGCUCUACCAAGAGGCAGAACCCAUGGCCUCCACCAGCGUGUUGGCAACCCUCCAGCUGGCAGCAAGGAAAGGCUUCAUCCCACACGAGAAGAGGAAAGAUUCCAAAGGCAGUAAAACUUCUCAGGGUGAUGCAAAGAAAGACUUGGAGUAUGAACGACAGAAAGAGAGAGAGCGAGAAAGGGAACUGUCAAAGUACCAGCGAGAGGGGAGUUUCCCUGAGAAGAAGGGCUACAAACCCAACGUCAGGAUCGUACAUGUUGACGACUCUGGGAGAGAGUUAUCUAUUAAAGAGGCAUUCCGGUUCAUGUCUCACAAGUUUCACGGGAAAGGCUCCGGAAAGAAGAAGAUUGAGAAGAGGUUGAAGAAGAUCCAGGAGGAGGAGUUUCUUAAGUCAUCCAGCUCUAUUGACACGCCCCUCAACACUCUGGCCAUGCUCAAGAGCAAGCAAGCGGCCUCUCAGUCUCCCUAUAUACUCCUCAAGGGUGCUGGGGCCCAGUCAUUGCAGGCGCCGGAUGUAAUCCGGAAGAGAAAGUGACCACCAACAGAGCAGCAAGGAGCUAAAUACAUACUUGACUAAAUAGUUCUACACACUGUACUCUUGAAUUUCUCUUAAAAUAAUUUUGUCAUUUCUGUUUCAAAGUUGGAUUACACUUUCGACUGAUAUUUGAUUAUUAUGAACAAACGCAA